AUGGCAUUCCUCUUCAAGAGCAAGAAGAAUGCAGAGAAAGCCCAGGCAGCGAGGGAUGGUUCCAACGGUGUCGCAGGAUCAGAGUCCUCUCUGUCCAACUCACGAAUGAACGAGAAAGGCGCCCGCCAGCAGACAUCAACGCCGUCCAGCAGUGUCAACAACUCCAUCACUUCACUUCAGGGCGGUGGCACUGCGACACCAAGCCCCGAGCAGGUAAACGGCCGUCGAGGGCAAAAUCCAGAGCAGUCUGAUCUUUCCCUUCGGAAUGGCAAUCCACCCAACGCGCAAUCAAUGGCUUCGAAUCCUAAUGCCUCCCUAUAUCCCUGGUCUCAGCGCCGGCUCACCUACACCACCUCACACCCAAGUCCGUUCCCUAGAUAUGGCGCCGCUGUUAAUUCGGUGUCCUCGAAAGAGGGCGAUAUUUAUUUAAUGGGAGGCCUCAUAAACAGCUCGACCGUCCAGGGUGAUUUAUGGAUGGUGGAAGCGGGAGGGAACAUGGCAUGCUACCCGCUGGCGACUACAGCUGAGGGGCCGGGUCCUCGCGUCGGCCAUGCUAGUUUGCUCGUUGGGAAUGCCUUUAUUGUUUAUGGUGGUGACACGAAGAUGGAAGAUUCCGAUGUCCUCGAUGAGACGCUAUAUCUACUGAAUACCUCUACGCGACAAUGGUCAAGAGCCGUGCCUGCAGGACCACGGCCAUCUGGGAGAUAUGGGCAUUCGCUGAAUAUCGUCGGCUCGAAGAUAUACGUAUUCGGAGGUCAGGUUGAAGGAUACUUUAUGAACGACCUUGUGGCAUUUGACUUGAAUCAAUUGCAGAAUCCUACCAAUCGAUGGGAGAUACUCAUUCGAAAUACCGACGACGGAGGUCCACCUUCUGGCCAAACCCCCCCUGCCAGAACUAACCACUCUGUCGUGGCCUACAACGAGAAGCUCUAUUUGUUUGGAGGCACUAAUGGUUUCCAAUGGUUUAAUGAUGUUUGGUGUUAUGAUCCAAUGACUAAUUCAUGGGCCUCUCUCGACUGUAUCGGAUACAUACCCGCCCCUCGAGAAGGCCAUGCAGCAGCAAUAGUAGACGAUGUAAUGUAUAUCUUUGGUGGGCGAACAGAAGAGGGCGCGGAUUUGGGAGAUUUGGCUGCAUUCAGAAUUUCCUCCAGGCGUUGGUAUACUUUCCAAAAUAUGGGCCCUUCCCCCUCGCCGCGAUCUGGGCAUAGCAUGACCGCAUAUGGGAAACAAAUCGUGGUUCUAGCAGGAGAACCAAGCACAGCAACAAGGGAGGCCACUGAUCUGGGUAUCGUUUAUAUGCUCGACACGAGUAAAAUUCGAUAUCCAAACGACCAACAAAUACAGCAAACCGCCGGACGCCAGAGAGGGCCAAGUGGUGGGGACAAGGCUGGUAUGGGUGCCAAUCGUGGUUUGGCAUCUCGUGAUGGAUCUGCUCCUGAACAGAAGAGAUUGAAUGGCCCAGGGCGAGAAAGCGUCAUGGGACCAGGACCUUAUGGACGCGGCAAUGGGCAACCGGGUGUUAAUGGAAAUGAUAUGGAUGGUGUAGCUCCUGGGUCAGCGCAGCCACAGGGUCCCCAGGCCCAAGGACCUCCAGGAGGAUCGAGGUUACCACGAGCAUCAGUUGCACAGGCACCAUCCGGUCCACCCCCUCAGCAACAGGCGCCAGCCCCACGCUCCAACGGUCCCAGCCAAGGGGGCAAUGGACGAGGCAAACCACAGGCAAGGCCAGAAAGGGGGUUUGGUCCUGCCCUCGACACCUCUGUACGGAACCUGUCAUCUGAGAAUAUCUCCCCUCCGGCGCAGACAAGAAAUAUGUCUCCCUCGCCAAGGGACAGUCCCCAGACGCGAGAGAGUCCUGUGACGAAUGGACGACGCACUCCAACAGGGAAUCCCCAACAACAAAAGUCUGUACCGGCCGGGAACGCGCCCCCUGUCAGCCUAGUUACGGGUGAUGCGAGAUCCACAUCCAGAUCGAGACACACUCGUCAGCCCAGUUCCGUUGAUAGUACAAAUGAGUCCGCGUCGUCUUUGAAAAUCUUCAGCAACCGGCAAACAUCACCACCUCCAGGAAAUAGACAGACUAGCAAUCCUCUCGGCCGUAAGGGAUCUGCUAGGAAUUCUCAGACCGUGGCUCUUCUCCAGGAAUUGGAUGCUGCAAAAAGCCGGAAUGCCUGGUAUGCGUCAGAGUUAGAACUAGCUCGAAAGGCUGGGUACACACCAAAUCCAUCAAGUAGCCCGAUUCUCGACCAACGAGCAGCAGAAUCCUUUGAUGACGAUGACAAGCCAUUGAUCGAGGCGUUACUUGCUAUGAAACAGGAACUGACCAACGUUCAGGGCUCUGUAGAUAAACAAGCUAUUCUGGCCGCCAAACAGAUUGCCGAGGUCGAGAAGCAACGUGAUGCUGCAGUCCGCGAAGCUGUCUAUGCCAAAGCUAAGCUAGCUGCGCAUUCUGGCAGUCAAAACAGCACGCCUCAGCCAGAUAGCGAGGCCCGCGAUUUGGGAAUCCUAUCAAGUGAUCGUUCAACGGAAAUCAGCAAAAAGCUUGCCACAGCAUUAGCCGAACAGCGGGAUCUCAAGAACAGGAUUGAGAUUCUGGCAACCGAACUCGACUCAGAGAAACGAGGCAGGCAAUUGGCCGAGGAUUCUCAGACUUCGGUCCAGAGCCGUAUAUCUGAGUUGGAAAUUUACAAGCAGCAACACUCCUCAGAGGUCGAACGUCUGAAGGCAGAAGUGCAUGAGCUGGAGACGAUGGCACGCGAAGAAGCCAUCGUUUGUGCUGAAGCUGUAGCCACUGCAAAACUACUUCGGGUGGAUAAAGAAGAGCUAGAGAAGACGCAUAAAGAGGUCAUGGGAUCGUCGAAGGAACAGAACGACACCUUUGAGUCACUUCGACAAGCCAUUUCGUCCUCCGCAGAGAUGAGGGAUAUGCUGGAACGCAAACUUGAAGAGGAGCGCACUCAACGAGAAAUAGUUGAGAGUAAGCUAACCAACCUGAGGUCUGAACACGAGCAGCGAACCGCGGAAUUAGAGACGGCCAAUAAAAGACUUCGUGAUGCUGAGGAAAUUGCCGAACAUCAUAUUACGGAAGCUCGCACCCAUCGUGGAGCUGUUCUUGCCGGUCUAGACAAGGUUUCAGCCCGUGACGUCGGCUCUAGGGACUCCCCGAACAAUGAGCGUACGGUGGCACUUCAAGCCCAAAUCCAGGCUGCUAAUACCUUAGUUCGAAAGUACCAGACAGCGGCUAAUACUGCCUCCGAGAAGCUACGCAGUGCUGAGGAGCGAAUUGCCGGCUUGGAAGCCUACCAAGAGCAAACCAGCAGGGAAGGCAUGUCUAUUCGCAAACAGUUACAAUCAACGAUGCGGGAGAUCCAAACCUUGCAGGCAGCGAACUCAGACAUGAAGUACCAGCUAGCAAAUCAGCAAUUGGAGACCAACGCUGUCCACGUUCAGCAUAACACUCUCAAAGAUAUCCUCGGCGAGCGUGGCAUCAGCCCUGCCGGAGCCGCUCGAACUCGCGGGCUUUCCAGUCCUCUGUCUGGAUCCAAUACCCCUGAUGCCGCCCAUCUACGUGAGCUGGAGCAGCAGCUUGCAGCCAGCGUCCAGGCCCACCAAGAGACCAAGCAGACUUAUGAGAGCCGGGAGCAGGAAUCUGAGGCUGCGUACCGCGAAAAGCUGGGUCAGUUAGAUCAUGAUUACCAGUCGGCUGUUCAUUACGUCAAGGGUACUGAGAAGAUGCUUAAGCGCAUGAAGGAUGAAUUGGCCAAAUAUAAAGCAGACAAUACGAAGAUGAAGGAGCAGCUGGUAGAUGUAGAAGAAAAGGCUUCAUCCAAGUCAGAAGGAGUGGCUGAGUGGGACGAGGAGCGGUCGUCGUUGAACAAGAAAAUUGAAUCGCUGCAAGUCGAGAUGAAGUCUACGGCCUCGCAACUCGAACUCCAGAUGGCGGAGGUGAGAAAAGAACUGGCUGAUGCGCAGAAAGAGCGAGAUUAUCUCCAGCAGAGCAACGAAGAAAUACAACAGCAAUUAUCAGCAUCGACUCAGCAGACAAGAUCCGAUCUCUCCCAACUGCAGCAAGAGAAUUCUCAACUCGAGCGCAGAGCUCAGGAUGCCGAGCAAAAGGUGGCACUGCUGCUUGACCAGGUUGAAUCAUCCGUCGACAACUACCGUCGGCAAUCCCGUCAGGCAGACCCAAGUGGUGGAGGAAGCAUAUCUCACCACCGCACGCUCUCGGCAACCGAAAGCGUCUCCGAAACCUCGUUAUACGGCGUAGAUAAUCGGAACUCCAUGGCGCUGGACAGCCUUGCGAGCGAGCUAGAAACCCUCCGCACGCACUGGGAAACCACGAGCAAGAAUUACCGACUCAGCACUGCAUUUGAUUUCGAAGAUCGAUCCCCGUUACCGAAGGUCGACGAGGCGGGGAAACAUGAUAAUUCCGAGUCUCUUAGUGCUGGUUUGGCUGAUUGGCGGAAGCGACUUGAUGACGAGGAGGAAGCAUCUCGGAGUCGUAAGGGCAGUGAUAGUAAUAUUAGUCCCGGGCCGACGACUGGGAAGAGGGAGAUGAGUCAGAGUGGGAGGGAGGUUACAGGGAAUGUCAGGAAUGCUAGCGAGGUCAAUCUGAUCUAA
Molecule: messenger RNA, 4620 nt
Organism: Venustampulla echinocandica
Lineage: Eukaryota; Fungi; Ascomycota; Leotiomycetes; Helotiales; Pleuroascaceae
Product: Kelch motif
Exons: 4
Coding region: 1-4620 (1539 amino acids)
Biological process (GO): regulation of cell shape
Molecular function (GO): protein binding
Source: RefSeq, a predicted model, not a curated record